AUGUCACUUAAAAGGAAUCAGAUAAAAGUCGACGAAGCCCUCGCUAUUAAUCUUAAGUUUGGAGGACUCAUAGUGUGGCCGAAAUUUUGGUUCUCACUCUUCUCACCCUUCUCACCCCCCACUCACUCAGUCUUAGUGUCUCUCACCCCUAAAAGCAGCAGCGCACUCAGGGCUUGUUGCACUUUUAUCCGCGUUGAUAAUAGUGGCUCAAGUACGGCUGAGCGGACGGGAAGCCCUGUUUUCCACACCCUAUGGUCCAAGCAACAAAAGUACAUCAAGAACACCAGCACCAGGAAGCAGCUAAUAGAAGCACUCAAUGAUUAA
This is a messenger RNA of Aspergillus nidulans FGSC A4, 324 nucleotides long. RefSeq lists its product as uncharacterized. The transcript is spliced from 4 exons. Bases 1 to 324 code for a protein of 107 amino acids. Lineage: Eukaryota; Fungi; Ascomycota; Eurotiomycetes; Eurotiales; Aspergillaceae. The record is from RefSeq and is a predicted model, not a curated record.